GCUAUUUGUACCUGCCGGCUGUCGACGUAAAACUCAUACGACACCCAUUCGGUGAUAAGACUCUCUCUCCAUGUUAAUCUCGUUAAACAUGACGGCACUAGCGGCGAAUCGAAUGGGAGACAGCGCAGGGAAACCCUCUCAAUGCUCCCCCACACACACACUCCAGCUGUGUACGGAGAACGUAAUGAUUCAUUCGCUUUUUUCGUAUAAAGAAUAUUAACUUCAAUUUUUCAUGUUCGAUUUUAAUUGAUUAGCGAAAAUCAGCAAAGACGAAUUUAUAAAUUGAAUUCGAAUGAUGGAUGAAGAAAUUUCCAGGAUGUGGUUACGGGUUACUGGCGUAAAUUUUUGUCUGUACGUAAAACACGUGAGGCUAUUAGACAGCCAGGGUCUUGGUGAUCUAUUCUAAUCUUGUUAGUUUCUCUACGUACGUAGUCGUACGAGUACCGAAAAUAGACUCGAUAUCUUUCGUUUUGAAAGGUUAGUGUCGCAGUCAUUUUCUUCGAACUUACGUCAACUGAAAGUAUUUGACGACGGAACUCGUUUUUUCUACGUACGUUUCCAUAUCGGAUCCGUGUAGGAAACCGAACUGAUGCGGUUUUCCUGUUUCCCUGAUUCCAUCUUUUAAUCGGUUGAGUAUAUAAUAUGGGGGCAUACAAAUCUGCCCAGUUGAGAUCGAGUCUGACUACUACUGCAUGUCGGUGAUGAAUUUUUGGCUGGCGGCAUUACUUAUUUUCGUGUCCAGGUUAGAUGUUGUACAACCACGCCGGCGCCAUAGCAACGAUGUCGUUUUCCACGUCCUGGAGGGUCAACGUUUGUCCGCUAGAGAACUGGCCGACGAACACGGGCUGGAAUACAUUUCGGAGGUGUUUCCAGGGUCCAGCAGGUACCACCACGCCGUCAUGAAAGAGAGAACGCUGGAUCUGAUAUCCAUGGAGAAACUAUCGACUGACCCGAGGAUCGUUUGGGCUGAAAAGCAGAUUUAUCAACGCAGGGAUUUGCGGUUUAUUUCGUCUGCUCAAGGCCGCCUACUAGUCGACGAAGAAGACCUUUCCAAUUUGACGGAUGACAAUGAAAUCGAAUCGGAUGGAUCGGAAAUGUUUAACGAUCCUCAGUACCCACUCCAGUGGUACUUGCACGGGAAGAACCCCGGAGACACUCACCAUUUGAACGUGACACCUGUUUGGCGAAAAGGGCUGACCGGCCGGGGUGUAGCCAUCGCCGUCCUUGAUGACAACGUCAAUCCGUCCAAUCCGGAAAUUAGACGUAAUUAUGAUCCGAAUAUUAGCGUUGAUUUGGGAGCCAAAAGCGGGCCGGGCAUUAAGAAAAAUCCGAUUCACGGAACGUAUUGCGCUUCCAUCAUCGCGGCCGAAGCCAACAACAAUUUCUGCGGCGUCGGAGUCGCUUUUAACGCUCGCGUCGGUGGCGUCCGUCUCUUGGCAAAGAAACGCGUCCUCGACGUCCAGGAAGCCAGAGCUCUCAAUUACAAGCUGAACGAAGUGGACAUUUACAGCGCAUCUUGGGGGCCCCCGGACGAUGGUAAACACAUUGGAGGGCCGGGAAAGUUGUCCUACCACGCCCUGGAACGCGGUGUUGAAUUGGGUCGUCGGGGACGCGGUGCUAUUUACAUUUGGGCGUCUGGGAAUGGCGGAAUCAAGGGAGACAACUGCGCUUACGACAGUUACGCCUCCAGCGUCUACACGCUAUCCGUUUCGGCUUUGACACCUCAAGGUUUGUCGCCCUAUUACGCGGAACCCUGCCCGGCUGUUUUGACGAGCCUCUACGUCGGCGGCCAACACCUUAGACCCAAAUCGCCGUUCGAUGCCGAAAAGACGGACAAUGUGGUUGUCCCUGAGGGAAGCAAUGGAUGCCAAAACCAGUUCCAGGGAACGUCGGCCGCUGCUCCACUUGCCGCCGGCAUUAUCGCUUUACUCCUUGAAGCCAAUCCGCUUCUUACUUGGAGGGAUGUCCAGCACCUGGUCGUUCUCAGCUCCUCACCACCGAAACAAGACUAUGGAAACAAGGAACAAUCAUUGACUCAUUGGCCGGCCAACGGUGCCGGACUCCGUUCCAAUGUCCUUUAUGGUUUUGGAGCUUUGAACGCUGGUCGGCUAAUUGACUUGGGACUUGGCUGGAAAUCGGUUCCAGCCCAAAUUCGCACUUCAACUCAAUGUCCUGCAGGACCGAUAAUUCUACCACCCAAUCGGCCAGUCCAUCUAACCCUGGACGUCACGAGCAACGUUUCCAUCUCUUCUUUGGAAUACGUUACGAUGCAUAUCGACGUUGAUGUCAAGCCCCGAGGAGCUUUGACCAUCUCCUUGCAAUCACCAUCAGGAAUGGUGUCACAGCUUCUGGCUCCAAGACCACACGAUCUAAGUAACCUGGGAUUACGUAACUGGAACUUGACUUCGGCUCAAUUUUGGGGAGAAAAUCCUACCGGCCAGUGGCGCCUCUAUUUAACUAAUUUGAGUCCCAACAGUCCAGGAAUGCUUCACUUGUGUUCUCUGAUUCUGUUGGGCUUUUGAACUUUAAUUAUUUAUACGUCAAUGCGCACAUCUUUCAAUAAAAAGAAUUAUUAUGA
Molecule: messenger RNA, 2578 nt
Organism: Daphnia pulicaria
Lineage: Eukaryota; Metazoa; Arthropoda; Branchiopoda; Diplostraca; Daphniidae
Product: neuroendocrine convertase 1-like
Exons: 11
Coding region: 693-2522 (609 amino acids)
Biological process (GO): protein processing
Cellular component (GO): trans-Golgi network; Golgi membrane
Molecular function (GO): serine-type endopeptidase activity
Source: RefSeq, a predicted model, not a curated record